UAUUUGCUAUUUAUGUACAAUAUAUUAAAUAUAUUAAAUAUAGCAGAUAGUAAUUACUUAUUGACAUAAAUAACUUUAACAACCGGUUGCCAAUACGUAUUCAAGGGAGCGUUUCCUGGUCGUCCUUCGGCCAUUUGUGUGCUUCGAAAAUAAGAAAAAUGUUAUCACGCAUCCCAGCAAAGGCUGUGGUCCACAUUAACACAAGGGCCCUAUCCCAGAGUGCCCCUCGUUUGACCACAGCUGUCACCAGGGUUGACGCCCUAGUUGAGAAGUCCACAAGUCAGCCGGACAGCUCCAAGAUUUCUCAGGCUAUUAAAGAUUUAUGGUACCCUCAAAUAGGCAACCGUGACAUCGUCGGACCAAGUAUAUGGACGAGUCACGACUACCACGACACCCCUGACCAGCCGUACCCGGCAGUGAGGUUUGCAGAAAAUACCAGCGAGGUCCUGGCUCUCAGGGCGAAAGAGAAGGGGGACUGGAAUAGCCUUACCAUGGAGGAGAAGAAACAAUUGUACAGGAAUUCCUUCCGCCAGACAUUUGCGGAGAUGAAUGCUCCCACAGGGAGCUACAAGAGGAUCUUCAUCCAUGUGUUUUACAUUGUGGGCUUCUCCAUUCUCUACCAGCUCUACUUUAGUCUUACUUGUGUCCCACCAAAGGCAAGAGCGUACAGUGAGGAGAUUGAGACGGGCCGCAUGCAGAGGAUGGUCAUGAUGGGAAUGAACCCAGUGGCCGGUCUGGCCUCCAAGUAUGACUACGAGAAGAAUGAAUGGAAGAAAUAGACAGCAGGUGCUUAAGGUUUAGGGUGGAAUAUUUAUAAACAACAAAGUGCCCAUUGCUGAAUUGUUAAUGACAUUUCAUGAAGAUCAAACACAAAAGAUAUGUCAAUUGUGGUGUUAAUUAUUAAUAUGUAACAAAGUGCCCAUUUCUUAAUUGUUAUGGGCAUCAAUUGAGAAAGAAAAACUUGAAAAAUAAAUUAACUGUAAAUAAAGAAAACUUUGGUUGCCUGUAACAUGGGAUGAUGUGUUUUUAUGUUUCAGAAUUUGAAUAAAUUAUUUGAAAAUGU
Dreissena polymorpha is the source of this 1063-nucleotide messenger RNA. Its product is annotated as cytochrome c oxidase subunit 4 isoform 1, mitochondrial-like. The coding region runs from base 159 to 779 and encodes 206 amino acids. Lineage: Eukaryota; Metazoa; Mollusca; Bivalvia; Myida; Dreissenidae. The record is from RefSeq and is a predicted model, not a curated record. Gene Ontology annotation, biological process: mitochondrial electron transport, cytochrome c to oxygen. The transcript has 5 exons.